AUGGGUUUAUGUGAAGUACGAUGGACAGGAGCUGGCAGAAUAGUGUCCGACAGAUAUAACAUCAUUUACUCAGGAGGCGACAAACAUGAAAGAGGAGUAGCGGUCAUCAUGGACAUGCCAACAUCGAAGACACUAAAGGGGUACCUGACAAUAUCAGACAGAGUUAUGCUGGUGAGACUGAAAGGAUCACCAUUCGAUACAACCAUCAUCCAAGCAUAUGCGCCAAUCUCAGAAAGCACAGAAGAUGAAAUAGAGAAAUUUUAUGAUGAAAUAAACCAAGCAAAGACACAUUGUAAAUCACAAGAUAUUGUCAUAGUCAUGGGUGAUUUUAAUGCAAAAGUGGGAGCAAUAAGACAUGAAGACAUAGUGGGUCCAUAUGGACUGGGAAACAGAAAUGAAAGAGGAGAAAAACUGUUAAAAUGGGCCAUCCUGAAUGACAUGAUUAUUGGAAACACUUGCUAUGAACAACCACCAAGAAGAUUAUGGACCUGGAAGAGUCCUGGAGACAGCGCUCGCAACCAGAUCGACUAUAUCAUGAUCAAGAAAAGAUACAAAAACGGGAUGCUCAAUGUCAAAACGCGGCCAGAGAAGCUGCCGUCAAGCGACAAUUUUUUGGUCACACUGGUCUACCGUGUGCUUGGCCACACUAAUAAACACGGUGGGGGCAAAGGAGAGAUGUCGGCGGAGAUUUUCCAGCUGAGCCAUAAACAGCGCCGGUCUGUGCAGGAUGAGGUGGACGAAACUUUGUUGUUAUCAUGCAAGAUGAAAAUGUCAGAGAAACCGGAGCUGCUGGAGAGGCGACGUUAUGCCUCCGUCAUGAUGAGAGACGUCUUCAACAAUGAGCAUAAAUUAGAUGGGCAGGAUGUGGAGCACCAGGUACGGAAAUUGAUGGGGAGGGAGCCUGGUGCUGUGAAAGCUGUCCUUGGCAUGUUUAUGGCGCAGGUCAUGACAGAAUCAGAGGCUAAGUUUGAUGAACCGACAUGUCGUGAGCUUAAGAAUAUCGUUCCUGAGUCUUUAGCUGGUUACAUUCAAGAGCAUUAG
Aplysia californica (California sea hare) is the source of this 1041-nucleotide messenger RNA. Its product is annotated as craniofacial development protein 2. The transcript is spliced from 4 exons. Gene Ontology annotation, molecular function: catalytic activity. The record is from RefSeq and is a predicted model, not a curated record. NCBI's taxonomy places the organism in Eukaryota, Metazoa, Mollusca, Gastropoda, Aplysiida, Aplysiidae. The coding region runs from base 1 to 1041 and encodes 346 amino acids. Gene Ontology annotation, cellular component: nucleus. Gene Ontology annotation, biological process: chromatin remodeling.